Messenger RNA from Aspergillus fijiensis CBS 313.89, 807 nucleotides. Its product is annotated as RTA1 domain-containing protein. Gene Ontology annotation, cellular component: fungal-type vacuole; plasma membrane. The transcript is spliced from 3 exons. Bases 1 to 807 code for a protein of 268 amino acids. The record is from RefSeq and is a predicted model, not a curated record. Lineage: Eukaryota; Fungi; Ascomycota; Eurotiomycetes; Eurotiales; Aspergillaceae.
AUGGCGAAUGCCAUGACUGAUCUGACGACUGGCUGCCACGCUCUGAUUGAUGGAUACGGCACCCCGUACGGCUACCUACCGGCCUUUGCCCCCGGCGUCGCCUUCUGUACCUUGUUUAGUCUUCUAGCAGCUGAAGUCCUGGGGUGGGCGGCCAGGAUCUGGACCACGCGAUGCCCGUACAACCUGAAUGCAUUCCUGAUUCAGUUCUCCACUCUAAUCAUCGCCCCCACCUUCUUCACCGCCGCUAUCUACGUCCUGCUCGGGUGUUUUGUGCGAAUCAUGGGCCGGAGAUCCUCCUUCCUCAGCCCGCGUAGCUACCUCUGGAUCUUCAGUGCCUGCGAUCUCAUUUCCAUCGUCAUUCAGGCCGUUGGGGGUGGCAUUGCCUCCGCGGACUCCAAGAAGGUCAACGGCAACCUUGAUCACGGAUCUAACAUCAUGCUCGCCGGGGUGGUGUUCCAGCUCUUCUCCAUCACGAUCUUCAUUCUCUGUGCCUGUGAUGUUUUCUAUCGGGUCCAUCGACUUCGCCUAUCUGCCCCGGGCGCAUCCAUCGCCCUCUGGCGCGGGGUGCUGGCCGCGGCUACGGUUUGCAUCUACAUCCGAUGUAUCUACCGCACCGUCGAGCUCGGGCAGGGGCCCGGCGGCUAUCUUCUGCUGCAUGAAAAUUACUUGAUCGCCUUGGAUGCCGUGAUGAUGGUGCUCCUGGUGGGGAUCUGUGCCGUCUUCCACCCGGGUUGGCUCACUUCGCAGAAGGAGUUUUCGCGUCUCAGUGAGGUUCAUUUACUGGAUAGAGUAGAUAAACCGAAAUGA